Molecule: messenger RNA, 813 nt
Organism: Eurypyga helias (sunbittern)
Lineage: Eukaryota; Metazoa; Chordata; Aves; Eurypygiformes; Eurypygidae
Product: ketosamine-3-kinase-like
Exons: 5
Coding region: 1-813 (270 amino acids)
Source: RefSeq, a predicted model, not a curated record
AUGCUUUCCUUUAAUAUUUGGCAGGCCAGAAGAAUGUUUGAGGGAGAAAUGGCAAGUUUGGAAGCCAUCUUGAAAACUCAGACAGUAAAAGUGCCUAAACCCAUUAAAGUUAUAGACCUGCCUGGGGACAGGACUCUCUUUGUGAUGGAACAUUUGGAAAUGAGAGGCUUAAACAGACAUUCAGCAAAGCUUGGAACACAGCUGGCCGAUCUUCACCUUCAUAACCAGCAACUUGGAGAGAAGAUGAGGAAAGAAGAGAGCACAGUUGGUAAAGGUCAAGGGCAAAUGGAAGUCCAGUUUGUGGAUCAAUUUGGCUUUCAUACAGUUACCUGCUGUGGCUAUCUUCCACAGGUGAAUGACUGGCAGAAUGACUGGGUGACUUUCUUUGCCACGCAAAGAAUCCAGCCCCAGAUGGACAUGAUCGAAAAGAAUUCGGGAGACAGGGAAGCAAGAGAACUUUGGGCACAACUUCAGCUGAAGAUACCCAGUUUGUUCUGUGACAUGGAAAUUGUUCCUGCUCUCCUGCAUGGAGAUCUCUGGGGAGGAAAUGCAGCUGAGGAUGAUUCUGGGCCAGUUAUCUUUGACCCUGCUUCCUUCUACGGCCAUUCAGAGUACGAGCUUGCAAUAGCUGGGAUGUUCGGUGGCUUCAGCAGUUCUUUUUACUCUGCUUAUCACAGUAAAAUUCCCAAAGCUGCAGGGUUUGAGAAGCGCCUAAAGCUUUAUCAGCUUUUUCACUACAUGAACCAUUGGAACCAUUUUGGCACAGGGUACAGAGGGUCUUCUCUAAACAUUAUGAGAAACCUUAUCAAGUGA